AUGUCUCUGAAAGUACUAAAAGAUUGGUACUAUAAACAAUCAAAUACAAAGAAAUGGUAUCCAGCAAACUCUGAUACCUAUGGAAACCAAAUUCACACGGAUUUAUUGUUCAAUAAACAGAUUAGAGACCCUUUCGUAGACGAUAACGAAAUAGAUGUACAAUGGGUGGGAAAAGUCGAUUGGGACUAUAAAACCAAUUUUGAGGCAUCAGACGUCAACAAAAGACAUGAAUUGGUCUUCAAUGGACUAGACACUUUUGCUACUGUUUAUCUCAAUGGCAAGGAAAUCUUACAAAGUGAUAAUAUGUUUAGAAUAUUUAAGGUAGACGUUAAAUUGGAAGAACAGAAUCAAUUAUUGAUAAAAUUCAAGAGCGGGUUGAAUGAGUCGAGGAAGAUAGAAAAGAUCAACGGCUCUCUUUACUGCUCUAACGGUGAGACAUCGCGUUUACAUGCAAGAAAAGCCCAGUAUCAUUAUGGCUGGGAUUGGGGCCCCCUCUUGAUGACUUGUGGUCCUUGGAGGCCAGUCGAAUUGGUAGAAUAUGACUUGGGAAAAAUUGAAGAUUUCUAUAUCAAUUAUGAUGUUAAAAGUCUCUCAAAUGUCAACAUACGUUUUGAAUUAAGUAUAGAACAAAAUUCAACUGAUAUGGAAUUAGAAGUUAAGAUAAUAUCCCCACAAGGGAAACUUAUCGAAGUCGUUAAAAGCAUGGCUCGGCCUAAGAGUACUAUCCAUUUCAACUUGCAAACACCAAGUCUUUGGUAUCCCAAAUCAUACGGUGAGCAGUCACUCUAUCAAUUUAUAGCGACUUUGUCUCAUAAAGAUAACAUCCUACACGUAGUGAAGAAGUCUGUGGGGUUAAGAAAAGUUGAAUUGAUAGAGGAAAGUAUCGAAGAAGAUUCUGGUAGUUCGUUUUACUUUCGUAUCAAUGAUGUGCCAAUUUUUUGCCAAGGUUCUAACUGGAUACCUUCACAUUCCUUCUCGAGCUCUCUAACGAGUGACGAUUACCGAAAAUGGGUCCAAUUGGUUGAUGAUGGUAAUCAAAAUAUGCUUCGAAUCUGGGGCGGAGGUAUAUAUGAACAUGAUUCUCUAUAUGAGGAAUGUGAUAGAAGAGGAAUUCUUAUAUGGCAUGAUUUUAUGUUUGCAUGUGGUAUAUACCCAGCGUAUCCUUCAUUUGUUGAAAAUGUUAAAAAAGAGUUGUGUGAUCAAUUAAAAAGGCUUAGAAACUAUUGCUCCAUUAUAGUUUACGCUGGGAACAACGAAGACUAUCAGGUUGCUGAGAGCAUAAAGCAAACCGAAUUUCCUGCAAGACUCUUGUACGAAGAUGUGUUUCCAACAUUGGUGAAACAGUUUACUAAUGUGGCUUACAGAUUUGGAUGUCCAUAUUCAAGUCCCCAUAUACGUACUGAUGAUCCUAAAAUCGGGGACAUACAUCAGUGGAAUGUCUGGCAUGGGACACAAGAAAAAUAUCAAGAUUGGGACAAAUUGGUGGGUAGAUUUGUGUCUGAAUUUGGUAUGCUUGCCUUUCCAAAUGCUAAAAGUUUAACUAAAUGUAUCACUGUUGAAUCUCAACUAUAUCCUCAACUGAGAUUAAUGGAUCACCAUAACAAGUCUGAUGGAUUUGAAAGAAGACUUGCUUUGUAUGUUAUGGAAAACUUUAGAGUAAAGAGUAUGGCUCUCAAAGAAUGGAUAUACCUCACCCAAAUUAUGCAACUGGAAUGCCUAGCAUAUGCAUACAGGCUCUGGAAAAGAGAAUGGGGUCAGCAGAAUAAGAGAAAAUGUGGAGGAGCAAUUGUCUGGCAAACUAAUGACUGCUGGCCAGUUACAAGCUGGUCGAUCAUAGAUUACUAUAAGGUGCCUAAAUUGGCUUACUACGCCAUCAAGAGAGAAUGUGAGGAGAUAACGGUGGGAUUAAAAAGGUUUAGCAAACGAAUUGCAGAUCCUGAUGAACCUGAAGAUCUUUCGAAGCAAACUCCAUACCACGAUUACGCUAGAAAGGUCUAUCAGGUCGAUCUCUGGGGAACUAACUCUACUUUGAAAACCUUUGAAGGCUACGUUAAGAUGCAAAUAUUUAGCACCGAAAAACUUAUCAAGGAAUUUCCUCUAAAGAAAAUAACUUUAAAUGCCAAUCAAGUCACUGAAUUGAUGAGUGAACCUCUUUCACUGGAUGACAUAGUUUUCGUCCAGUUGUUCAAUGAGAAUCAGGAAGUGAUAUAUAGAGCCAGUGACUGGCCUCAGCCUCUCAAAUACCUUAUCUGGUCUGAUAAGACGUCCAUUCUGUAUCGUUUGGAUGGCUCCAAUUUGGUUUUACUGACAAAUAAACCGCUUAAAGGAGUAGAAAUAUUGGUCGAGGAACCGGGUAUCGUGCAGGAUAACUCAAUUGAUUUAUUUCCUGGUGAUAGCUACAGUGUUAAAGUUAAUAACGUUACACCAGACCACAAGAUCGAAUUCAAUUAUCUCUCUAACUAA
Messenger RNA from Priceomyces carsonii, 2463 nucleotides. RefSeq lists its product as uncharacterized. Gene Ontology annotation, molecular function: beta-mannosidase activity. The transcript has a single exon. Gene Ontology annotation, biological process: glycoprotein catabolic process; carbohydrate metabolic process. Lineage: Eukaryota; Fungi; Ascomycota; Pichiomycetes; Serinales; Debaryomycetaceae. Bases 1 to 2463 code for a protein of 820 amino acids. The record is from RefSeq and is a predicted model, not a curated record.